CAACAUCAGCUUUGUUCUCCAGUUGAACGGCACAGAGACAAACAUCAGUGCACCAGAUGGAGAUGGACCAGUAGCUCACACAGUCUUAUAUCUCACUGCUGGAACUAAAUAUACAUUCAUACUCUACCAUGUGUUUAUGAAUGUUAGAAGCAGUGCUGUAAACAUCACCGUUGCUACUGCUCCUGAAAAUGCUAAAGGCUUUAGACCAUCAGCACAAGAUGAGACCAGCAUCACUCUGCAGUGGAAUAAAGUCAACAACAACACCAGCUUUGUUCUCCAGUUUAACGGCACAGAGACAUUCAUCAGUUCACCAGAUGGAGAUGGACCAGUAACUCACACAGUCUCAUCUCUCACUGCUGGAACUAGAUACACAUUUACUCUCUUCUCUGUGUUUGAGAACGUCAGAAGCAGUGGAGUCAGCAUUGCUGCAGUGACUGCUCCUGAAAAUGCUGAAGGCUUCAAGGCAUCAAAACAAGAUGAGACGAGCAUCACUCUGCAGUGGAAUAAAGUCAACAACAACAUCAGCUUUGUUCUCCAGUUUAACGGCACAGAGACAAACAUCAGUGAACCAGAUGGAGAUGGACCAGUGAACUAUACAGUCUCAUCUCUCACUGCUGGAACUAGAUAUACAUUUACUCUCUUCUCUGUGUUUGAGAACGUCAGAAGCAGUGGAGUUCAGCUCCCAGCUGUCACUGCCCCCCAAAAUGCAGAAGGCUUCAGAUCGUUGAGACAGGAUGAGACCAGUAUCACUCUACAGUGGGAUCCAGUCAAUAACAAUGUCAGCUUCAUCCUCCAAUAUAAUGGAACAGAGUUGAAUGUAGCGGCACCAACUGGGAAUGGAUCACUAGCUCUGACAGUCCCAUCUCUCAUUGCUGGAUCUAGAUACACAUUCACUCUCUUCUCUGUGUUUGAGAACGUCAGAAGCAGUGGAGUCAGCAUUGCUGCAGUGACUGCUCCUGAAAAUGCUGAAGGCUUCAAGGCAUCAAAACAAGAUGAGACGAGCAUCACUCUGCAGUGGAAUAAAGUCAACGUCAGCUUUUUUCUCCAGUUUAACGGCACAGAGACAAACAUCAGUGCACCAGAUGGAGAUGGACCAGUGAACUAUACAGUCUCAUCUCUCAUUGCUGGAACUAGAUACACAUUUACUCUCUUCUCUGUGUUUGAGAACGUCAGAAGCAGUGGAGUUCAGCUCCCAGCUGUCACUGCCCCUCAAAAUGCCGAAGGCUUCAUAUCGUUGAGACAGGAUGAGACCAGUAUCACUCUACAGUGGGAUCCAGUCAAUAACAAUGUCAGCUUCAUCCUCCGAUAUGAUGGAACAGAGUUGAAUGUAGCGGCACCAACUGGGAAUGGACCACUAGCUCUGACAGUCCCAUCUCUCACUGCUGGAUCUAGAUACACAUUCACUCUCUUCUCUGUGUUUGAGAACAUCAGAAGCAGUGGAGCCAGCAUUGCUGCAGUGACUGCUCCUGAAAAUGCUGAAGGCUUCAAGGCAUCAAAACAAGAUGAGACGAGCAUCACUCUGCAGUGGAAUAAAGUCGACAACAACAUCAGCUUUGUUCUCCAGUUGAACGGCACAGAGACAAACAUCAGUGCACCAGAUGGAGAUGGACCAGUAGCUCACACAGUCUUAUAUCUCACUGCUGGAACUAAAUAUACAUUCAUACUCUACCAUGUGUUUAUGAAUGUUAGAAGCAGUGCUGUAAACAUCACCGUUGCUACUGCUCCUGAAAAUGCUAAAGGCUUUAGACCAUCAGCACAAGAUGAGACCAGCAUCACUCUGCAGUGGAAUAAAGUCAACAACAACACCAGCUUUGUUCUCCAGUUUAACGGCACAGAGACAUUCAUCAGUUCACCAGAUGGAGAUGGACCAGUAACUCACACAGUCUCAUCUCUCACUGCUGGAACUAGAUACACAUUUACUCUCUUCUCUGUGUUUGAGAACGUCAGAAGCAGUGGAGUCAGCAUUGCUGCAGUGACUGCUCCUGAAAAUGCUGAAGGCUUCAAGGCAUCAAAACAAGAUGAGACCAGCAUCACUCUGCAGUGGAAUAAAGUCAACAACAACAUCAGCUUUGUUCUCCAGUUUAACGGCACAGAGACAAACAUCAGUGCACCAGAUGGAGAUGGACCAGUGAACUAUACAGUCUCAUCUCUCACUGCUGGAACUAGAUAUACAUUUACUCUCUUCUCUGUGUUUGAGAACGUCAGAAGCAGUGGAGUUCAGCUCCCAGCUGUUACUGCCCCCCAAAAUGCAGAAGGCUUCAGAUCGUUGAGACAGGAUGAGACCAGUAUCACUCUACAGUGGGAUCCAGUCAAUAACAAUGUCAGCUUCAUCCUCCAAUAUAAUGGAACAGAGUUGAAUGUAGCGGCACCAACUGGGAAUGGAUCACUAGCUCUGACAGUCCCAUCUCUCAUUGCUGGAUCUAGAUACACAUUCACUCUCUUCUCUGUGUUUGAGAACGUCAGAAGCAGUGGAGUCAGCAUUGCUGCAGUGACUGCUCCUGAAAAUGCUGAAGGCUUCAAGGCAUCAAAACAAGAUGAGACGAGCAUCACUCUGCAGUGGAAUAAAGUCAACGUCAGCUUUUUUCUCCAGUUUAACGGCACAGAGACAAACAUCAGUGCACCAGAUGGAGAUGGACCAGUGAACUAUACAGUCUCAUCUCUCAUUGCUGGAACUAGAUACACAUUUACUCUCUUCUCUGUGUUUGAGAACGUCAGAAGCAGUGGAGUUCAGCUCCCAGCUGUCACUGCCCCUCAAAAUGCCGAAGGCUUCAUAUCGUUGAGACAGGAUGAGACCAGUAUCACUCUACAGUGGGAUCCAGUCAAUAACAAUGUCAGCUUCAUCCUCCGAUAUGAUGGAACAGAGUUGAAUGUAGCGGCACCAACUGGGAAUGGACCACUAGCUCUGACAGUCCCAUCUCUCACUGCUGGAUCUAGAUACACAUUCACUCUCUUCUCUGUGUUUGAGAACAUCAGAAGCAGUGGAGCCAGCAUUGCUGCAGUGACUGCUCCUGAAAAUGCUGAAGGCUUCAGAGCAUCAAAACAAGAUGAGACCAGCAUCACUCUGCAGUGGAAUAAAGUCAACAACAACGUCAGCUUUGUUCUCCAGUUUAACGGCACAGAGACAAACAUCAGUGCACCAGAUGGAGAUGGACCAGUACCUCACACAGUCUUAUAUCUCACUGCUGGAACUAAAUAUACAUUCAUACUCUACCAUGUGUUUAUGAAUGUUAGAAGCAGUGCUGUAAACAUCACCGUUGCUACUGCUCCUGAAAAUGCUAAAGGCUUUAGACCAUCAGCACAAGAUGAGACCAGCAUCACUCUACAGUGGAAUAAAGUCAACAACAACACCAGCUUUGUUCUCCAGUUUAACGGCACAGAGACAUUCAUCAGUUCACCAGAUGGAGAUGGACCAGUAACUCACACAGUCUCAUCUCUCACUGCUGGAAGUAGAUACACAUUCACUCUCUUCUCUGUGUUUGAGAACGUCAGAAGCAGUGGAGUCAGCAUUGCUGCAGUGACUGCUCCUGAAAAUGCUGAAGGCUUUAGGGCAUCAAAACAAGAUGAGACCAGCAUCACUCUGCAUUGGAAUAAAGUCAACAACAACAUCAGCUUUGUUCUCCAGUUUAACGGCACAGAGACAAACAUCAGUGAACCAGAUGGAGAUGGACCAGUAACUCACACAGUCUCAUCUCUCACUGCUGGAACUAGAUACACAUUUACUCUCUUCUCUGUGUUUGAGAACGUCAGAAGCAGUGGAGUUCAGCUCCCAGCUGUCACUGCCCCUCAAAAUGCCGAAGGCUUCAUAUCGUUGAGACAGGAUGAGACCAGUAUCACUCUACAGUGGGAUCCAGUCAAUAACAAUGUCAGCUUCAUCCUCCGAUAUAAUGGAACAGAGUUGAAUGUAGCGGCACCAACUGGAAAUGGACCACUAGCUCUGACAGUCUCAUCUCUCACUGCUGGAUCUAGAUACACAUUCACUCUCUUCUCUGUGUUUGAGAACAUCAGAAGCAGUGGAGUCAGCAUUGCUGCAGUGACUGCUCCUGAAAAUGCUGAAGGCUUCAGAGCAUCAAAACAAGAUGAGACCAGCAUCACUCUGCAGUGGAAUAAAGUCAACAACAACAUCAGCUUUGUUCUCCAGUUGAACGGCACAGAGACAAACAUCAGUGCACCAGAUGGAGAUGGACCAGUAGCUCACACAGUCUUAUAUCUCACUGCUGGAACUAAAUAUACAUUCAUACUCUACCAUGUGUUUAUGAAUGUUAGAAGCAGUGCUGUAAACAUCACCAUUGCUACUGCUCCUGAAAAUGCUAAAGGCUUUAGACCAUUAGCACAAGAUAAGACCAGCAUCACUCUGCAGUGGAAUAAAGUCAACAACAACACCAGCUUUGUUCUCCAGUUUAACGGCACAGAGACAUUCAUCAGUUCACCAGAUGGAGAUGGACCAGUAACUCACACAGUCUCAUCUCUCACUGCUGGAAGUAGAUACACAUUUACUCUCUUCUCUGUGUUUGAGAGCAUCAGAAGCAGUGGAAUCAGCAUUGCUGCAGUGACUGCUCUUGAAAAUGCUGAAGGCUUUAGGGCAUCAAAACAAGAUGAGACCAGCAUCACUCUGCAGUGGAAUAAAGUCAACAACAACAUCAGCUUUGUUCUCCAGUUUAACGGCACAGAGACAAACAUCAGUGGACCAGAUGGAGAUGGACCAGUGAACUAUACAGUCUCAUCUCUCACUGCUGGAACUAGAUACACAUUUACUCUCUUCUCUGUGUUUGAGAACGUCAGAAGCAGUGGAGUUCAGCUCCCAGCUGUCACUGCCCCUCAAAAUGCAAAAGGCUUCAGAUCGUUGAGACAGGAUGAGACCAGUAUCACUCUACAGUGGGAUCCAGUCAAUAACAAUGUCAGCUUCAUCCUCCGAUAUAAUGGAACAGAGUUGAAUGUAGCGGCACCAACUGGAAAUGGAUCACUAGCUCUGACAGUCCCAUCUCUCAUUGCUGGAUCUAGAUACACAUUCACUCUUUUCUCUGUGUUUGAGAACAUCAGAAGCAGUGGAGUCAGCAUUGCUGCAGUGACUGCUCUUGAAAAUGCUGAAGGCUUUAGGGCAUCAAAACAAGAUGAGACCAGCAUCACUCUGCAGUGGAAUAAAGUCAACAACAACACCAGCUUUGUUCUCCAGUUUAACGACACAGAGACAUUAAUCAGUGAACCAGAUGGAGAUGGACCAGUAACUCACACAGUCUCAUCUCUCACUGCUGGAACUAGAUACACAUUUACUCUCUUCUCUGUGUUUGAGAACGUCAGAAGCAGUGGAGUCAGCAUUGCUGUGGUGACUGUUCCUCAAAAUACGGAAAACUUCAGAACAUCAGGACAAAAUGAAACUAGCAUCACUCUGCAGUGGAAUAAAAUCAACAACGUCGGCUUUGUUCUCCGGUUUAAUGGUAUAGAGAGAGACAUCAGUUCACCAGAUGGAGAUGGACCAGUAACAUACACAGUCUCAUCUCUCACUGCUGGAACUAGAUACACGUUUACUCUUUUCUCUGUGUUUGAGAACGUCAGAAGCAGUGGAGUCAGAAUCAUCACAGUCACUGCUCCUUCAAAUGCAAAAGGUUUCAGACCAUCAGCACAAAAUGAGACCAGUAUCACUCUGCAGUGGAAUAAAGUCAACAACACCACCAGUUUUGUUCUCCAGUUUAAUGGCACAGAAACAUUCAUCAGUUCACCAGAUGGAGAUGGACCAGUAACUCACACAGUCUCAUUACUCACUGCUCGUACAAACUACACAUUCACUCUCUUCUCUGUGUUUGAGAACGUCAGAAGCAGUGGAUUCAGCACCCUUGCAGCUACUGGUCCAAACUAUGUUUUGUCAGUGAACUUGAGGUUAAGGCGUCGCAGCACAAUGUCAGAAUCAGAGGUUGAAGAUGCUUUGGUAGAGCUCUUCAGAAAAUAUAAUUUGCCGCCACAGUUUUCAAUGAAAAUUGUUUCUUCAAAACCAUGAAACCACUGGAAAAGUAAAAUGACAGAGAAUUCAUCAUCAACAUUAUUGUGUUUCUUUUCCCUAAUAUAAAAUCUGAACUGGUUUAGAUUAUGUACAAAUUUUGAAAUUGAUGUAGCUUGUCAUUUACAGUUUUUCUCUGGUGGGACAUUUUUAAUUGUUUUUGUUAAUCACAACUUCACUUAAGAUCUUGUUGGAUUGUCAUAGGUCAAGUAUGUACAUAUGUUUUGUGAUUUUGUUGCCUUUAAAUAAAGUUUUGGGAAAUAUGAA
This is a messenger RNA of Girardinichthys multiradiatus, 6256 nucleotides long. RefSeq names its product fibronectin-like. NCBI's taxonomy places the organism in Eukaryota, Metazoa, Chordata, Actinopteri, Cyprinodontiformes, Goodeidae. The coding region runs from base 137 to 5989 and encodes 1950 amino acids. The record is from RefSeq and is a predicted model, not a curated record. Gene Ontology annotation, molecular function: protein binding. The transcript is spliced from 26 exons.